Molecule: messenger RNA, 898 nt
Organism: Chiloscyllium plagiosum (whitespotted bambooshark)
Lineage: Eukaryota; Metazoa; Chordata; Chondrichthyes; Orectolobiformes; Hemiscylliidae
Source: RefSeq, a predicted model, not a curated record
GGUGGUGGUAUAGUGGCAAUGUCAAUGGAUCAAUGUCAGUGGAUUUUAAAUUCAGUUGAUACAAAUUUGGAAUAUAAAGAUAGUCUCAGUGAUGGUAUAAUCGAUUGACCUAAAAAAAUCCUUGAUGUAGUUCACUGAGAAAGAAGAGGGAAAUAAAUCUGCCAUCCUUAUCUGGUCCCAUUUAUGAUUGGCUCACUGCAACACAAUUGACUUUUAACUGCCCUCUGAAAUGGCUGAGCAAACCAAUUGGUUUUUAGGAAUGGGCAACAAAUGCUGGGUUAUCUAACAACACCUAUAUCCAAUGAAAGCAUAAAGAAAAAACUAUAUAAUUAAAAACUAUAUCUUAUUUAUUACCUUGCCGAAGGGUCUACUUCAGUUUCACUGUUGGCAUUCAUGCUUUAUGAAAGGAAAUCAUUGUCCUCCUAUUUAUUUUCUGUCAUAUUCUUUCUGCAGGACACACUGGGGAAGCUAAAGGAUCUUGCACAGUUGAAGGGUCAACUGGAAAGCAUCCAGAGGAGGGUGGAAGAGGAGGUACAAAUGGGAUUGCCCAAUGGUGGCUCCCUGUUGGCCUCUCCAUUCCUGAAGGGGUUCCUGGCGGGAUACGUUGUGGCCAAGCUGCGAGCCUCUGCUGUCCUGGGUGUGCUGGUGGGAACAGUCACUGGGAUUUAUGCAGCCCAAAACUACAGCAUCCCCAAUGUAGAAAACUCAAUCAAGGAUUACCUGGACUCGAUGAAGAAAGGACCAAAAUAACAAGCAUAUCUCCAUAUCUGCAGUCUCAGAGCCAGUUAACUCAUAUCAGGGAACUGCAGGAUAAUCAAAUGUGAACUUGGAGCGCAACUGGCCUUUGAUAUUAUUGAUGUAAAUGACUUAUAAAGCUUGACUGCUGUCGCUUGAUGCU